UCCUUUCGGCUGUGCGAGGACCGGACCUGCACCACGGAGGAGCCCCAAAUGAAGGUCCCCAAAAGCCUCCCAAACUCCGCCCUGGAAGGUCGGGCUCUUGCCAGGAGACCGGGUAACUCUAGUCCUAGCCCUGCCACGCCCCUCAGCCCCCUCCGCGAGCUCUGCCCUCGAGCGGCCUGCCCCUCCCACGGCCCCGCCCCUAGCCCCUUCCGUCUCUCGGUCCCGCCCCCAAAGCCCUGCCCCUCCCCUCGGCCCCUUAACUGGUGCCCACGCCUCCCUCGCGUGUUUCUCCGAGCUGGCCUAGCCGUUCUCUCUCCGCUUCUCCGCACUCUCCGGCCUGCUCCGGUCGCUGCGAUGAGCACUGGCACCUUCAUCGUGUCACAGCCACUUAAUUACCGCGGCGGGGCCCGCGUGGAUCCGGUGGACGCCUCCGGCACCGAGAAGGCGUUCGAGCCGGCAACCGGUCGAGUGAUAGCUACUUUCACAUGUUCAGGAGAAAAGGAAGUAAAUUUGGCUGUUCAAGAUGCAAAGGCUGCCUUUAAAAUAUGGAGCCAGAAAUCUGGCAUGGAGCGUUGCCGAAUUCUUUUGGAGGCUGCCAGGAUAAUAAGGGAACGGAAGGAGGAGAUCGCCACCAUGGAGACCAUCAACAAUGGCAAGUCUAUCUUUGAGGCCCGAUUGGACGUUGACAUUUCCUGGCAGUGUCUGGAGUACUAUGCAGGCUUGGCGGGAUCCAUGGCUGGAGAGCACAUUCAGCUCCCUGGCGGUUCCUUUGGUUACACCAGAAGAGAGCCACUGGGGGUGUGUGUGGGAAUUGGAGCGUGGAACUACCCCUUUCAGAUUGCCUGCUGGAAGUCGGCUCCAGCGCUGGCCUGUGGUAAUGCCAUGAUCUUUAAACCUUCUCCCUUCACGCCUCUGUCUGUCUUGCUGCUGGCCGAAAUCUAUACUGAGGCUGGCGUUCCUCCUGGGCUUUUCAACGUGGUGCAGGGAGGGGCCACCACAGGCCAGCUUCUGUGUCAGCAUCGUGAUGUGGCCAAAAUCUCCUUCACUGGAAGUGUGCCCACCGGCUCAAAGAUCAUGGAGAUGUCAGCUAAAGGAAUCAAACCUGUGACCUUGGAACUUGGAGGCAAAUCUCCACUGAUCAUCUUCUCAGAUUGUGACAUGGGGAAUGCGGUGAAGGGGGCGCUGAUGGCCAACUUCCUCACGCAAGGCGAGGUUUGUUGUAAUGGUACAAGGGUAUUUGUGCAAAAGGAAAUUCUUGAUAAAUUUACAGAGGAAGUAGUGAAACAGACCCAAAGGAUAAAAAUUGGAGAUCCCCUUCUGGAAGAUACAAGGAUGGGUCCCCUGAUCAACCGACCACAUCUGGAGCGAAUCCUUGGGUUUGUUAAAGUGGCGAAGGAACAGGGUGCUAAAGUGUUAUGUGGUGGAGACCUAUAUGUACCUGAAGAUCCCAAAUUAAAGGAGGGGUAUUACAUGAGACCUUGUGUGUUAACCAACUGCAGAGAUGACAUGACCUGUGUGAAAGAAGAGAUCUUUGGGCCAGUUAUGUCCAUUUUAUCAUUUGACACUGAAGCUGAGGUUGUGGAAAGAGCCAAUGAUACCACUUUCGGACUAGCUGCCGGUGUCUUCACCAGGGACAUCCAGCGUGCCCACAGAGUGGUGGCUGAGCUUCAGGCUGGAAUGUGCUUCAUUAACAACUAUAAUGUCAGCCCUGUGGAGUUGCCCUUUGGAGGAUAUAAGAAGUCAGGGUUUGGCAGAGAGAAUGGCCGUGUGACCAUUGAAUAUUAUUCACAACUGAAGACUGUGUGCGUGGAAAUGGGUGAUGUGGAGUCUGUUUUUUAAAAACCUUCAGUGAAACCAGUGAACACGGCUGGAAUGAGAACCAGCAGCCUUGAUGGAGGAGGUGCAGCUGCCUACCCUUUUACAUCCAGAAUGUUGGUCACUCAGGAUGAGAGAGUGGUUCACUGUUACUCUUCAUUACUCAGUCAAUUUCCUAAGUGAAAAUGUGCAUAAGUGCCUUUUAGAUUCUAAUCAAGAAAGCUGUAGUUUCCUUCAAAGCACAUUUCUCUGAAUUCUUUGAGAGCCACUGACACACUUCCAGAGAACAGGGGGUGGGACCAGGAUUUUGUUCUUCCAGAAUCUACUCACUGCCGAGCUCAUUCUCUAGCUUGCUUUAAAGAACCCAUCCUUUAGAAGUUCCUGGUGGGAUCAGUGCAGGUGAUUUCUGCUUCUUGGCAUUUCUUAAGCCAUGCCCCCUUGUCGUUCCACUGAGAAGGUUGACAGUCGGGGAGAGAGGGCCCAGUUCAGUGUGAAUGCUGAUGGACCAGAGCCAGCACAGCGGUGAGGAAACUGGCCUCCAGUCCGUAAGUCUGAUGUUCUUCCCAGCUGAGCUAUUUCAGUGAGGGUUGCAGUCCUUGAAUUAUAGCUUGUUCUCUUAUGACAGAAGAGUUAUCUUUUAAAUGUACAAAUUACUUGUAUGCUACUACAGUAUACUGAAAUGAAAUAAAUCAUACCUUCAAUC
This is a messenger RNA of Sus scrofa (pig), 2518 nucleotides long. The record is from RefSeq and is a predicted model, not a curated record. Lineage: Eukaryota; Metazoa; Chordata; Mammalia; Artiodactyla; Suidae.